Molecule: messenger RNA, 7149 nt
Organism: Symbiodinium sp. CCMP2456
Lineage: Eukaryota; Dinophyceae; Suessiales; Symbiodiniaceae
Source: the annotation of a GenBank genome assembly
AUGGAGUUCUGCGCUCACACGGAUGACACAGAGCCGGAUGUCUCGCUGGAUACGCUUCGAAGACACUUGAGGCGAGGCUUGGACCCCUCGGACCCGCUGGAGUUUCAGGAGCUGAACUUGACGCCAGACAUCAUCUUGGCUUAUGGCGGUGUUGCUGACACUGGCUAUUGUGAUCAUGGGCUUGAUGCUCCAGUGACCUGCUGCAUACAGCAGCAGGUUCAGUUUCUUCACGUCAGAGGCCUUGACCGUUUGCGACAGCGCAUCCAGCAAGAUCUCCGGCAAAAGCCUGCGCACCUGCUAGUGUGCUUGGAGACAGCCCUGCCGUGCGAGCCUCGGCCGAGCAUCGGCUUCGUGGUUGGCACAUGGUUUGCCAAGCACGUGUCAGAGCGCGGAUUUCCUGAAGCCUUCGAAGACAGGAGGCAAGGAAGCUUGAGCGAAGUCCUCGCGCUUCUGGCAGUCCUCGAUUUUUUGACUGCCGCUGAUGGCCACGGGUUCACGGCCACUCGAGUCCUUACAGUAAAAGCCGCACAGCACGUGCCGUUCCUCGCCAGAGCAGAGCUGCGGCUGAUCUUCGGCCCGGCAGAAGCAGACCCCGUCCGAGCAACCGCCGUCAUGCGUCUUCUACGGCAAGGUUCAACCGCCGGUGAGGAGCUGCUCCGCAUUUUGAAGCAGAUGUUGCCUGCGCUGGCCACCGAGGAAGACUUUCAGCAGCUCCGGGAGCCUUGCCAGCUGCUCCUGGCUGCUUCACGCUGCCUCUCAGAGGAGGAUCCGGAGGAGGCCGCCAAGCUAGCUCUGGAGAUUCUUCGCUUGAAGCCCUCCACGGUGUCUGCCGAUGAGCUCAAAGCGCUUGGCGUCGCGCUUGGGGACAGGAAUCCUCUAGAUUACUUUGGUGUGGAGCUCUACCGGAGUGGAGUUCGGCGCAUUCUCGAAUGUUUCAGCGCCUGGACAGGUGAUUCUGCCUUCGAAAAAACGCAGCCGGACAUCAAAGCGGCGCUGACAGUGCUGGAAACUACAGCAGCACCAUGUUAUAACAGUGGCACCCCUUUUUGGGAAAGCAAGUUUGACUCGUUUGCCUGUCCUCAUGCAAGCUGCAUUCAAGAACUGCGCCGUCACAUUGGCCAGAGCUUCCUCGAGCGUCGUUUUGCAAGGCUUCGUGGCCAGUCCUUAGACGCCGGCAGUCCGCCAGACACCACGAAGGAGCAAACAUGGCACCGGCUAUUCGAUGAAGUUGACACUGAUAAGAAUGGAGUCAUAUCGAUGGAUGAGUGGUGGAAGGCCUUGGAGGAUGAUUGCAACCGCGAGCUUCGGCUGCUUUUUCAGUUCGAGAAUAUCAAGAUGAAGAAGCUUCUUCGAAAGCUGUUUAAGUCUUCGGUCCACGAAGAAGCAGAGAGCUCCGUGUCGCGAGACGAGUUUGUGCUGGCGUGCAGGAUGGCAGAGCGGGAUGAGCUUCUGUGGCACUUCGUGCACAUGGUUGCAGGUCAUGACAUGGAAAGCGCAGACUGCAGGUCUGUAUCAACUGAAGAUGUCGCCCUUAUCCUUAAAUGGAACAGAAGCAACAUUGAGGAAGGCUUGCGGAAGGAGCACCACAUCUUCAAGAACUAUUCUGGUCACCUGAGCAUCUGGCAGAGGCUCGCUGAGAGUCAGCUGGAGGCGUGGCGCGAACACUGUGAAGGCAUCUGCAAGCCCCUCGAGGAUAUUAGGAAGGACAUUAGCAAGGCGAAGCUGGGGCAAGACUUUGUCUAUCUGGGUUCCGGCUGCGAUGAGAUUGACAAGGUGCUGACAGGUACGUUUUCUGAGCAGCUCUUCGUGAAAGUGGCCUUCAACACCAGCAAAAGUAGACAAGAUGCGUCAAUUUUCUGCCAGUUGAUUCUUCUGCAAUGCCACGUCCUGGAGACGGUUUGGGAAUCCUUGUUCCCGACGAGCUGCAAGGAGGCCACAUUUGAAAUCCUGGAGCAGUGCCCGGAGCUCUGGCUGGGAAUUGACUACGUUUUCAGCGAUGACGGGUGCCGCACGUUCUUCUCGCGGGAGGGCUUCGAGAAGUGGAGAAAGUCGGACAAGUGGACAGAAAUCUGCGACAGAGAGAAGCAGGCUCACGAACACGUGCGCCGAGAAAGCAGUCCAACCGGAAGCAGAUUGGAAGAUCGGGAAUCGGCCGCUCUCGAGGACGGCGCCUCGCGAUCUGGAAGCCAUCGAACCGACUGCCAUGCUGGCACUGUCGUCGAGCAGCCAGAGAUUGGGUUUACGGAUCGGCUGUCGGAAAAUCUUGAGCCUGCCUCGGCGUCAAGCGCAGAGAAGCUACAGGUACACCAGCCCCUCACGCCGACGUACAUGCCGGAUCAGCGGAUAUGCCAGACAGUUUACCCUGGUAUGUUCAAUAUCAAUCUCUUCAACUGUUUUCAAGCAGCUGAGCAGGUGCACAUCUGCACAGACACAGUGCAAGCGCCGAAGCUGGACGCCAACAGCUAUUUGCAGACGGAAGCUGCUCUCUACCUCUACUGCGACGUGCUGGACAAGCGCGGCCUUCUCGUGACGACUCCGGAAGGACCUUGCAAAGACUUUCAACACAUGUUGUCUGUCUUCACCGGCUAUGACCCGAAAGACAUUCAUGUGCAGGCAAUGGGUUUCAUCCAGGAUGAAGUCGAGGCCGUGAUGCUGAAGGCAGAGAUUCGCCCAGCGGAGACGACAAUUCAAAAACUGCGUGCCGUGCAACAGAGACUGCUUUCGAUCAAGACAGCCUGCAGCUCCAGGGAAUUCUUUGACAAGUUCCCUGCCAACGGUGGCAUCCAAGUGAGCACCACAUGCUGCAUCGACAACCUGGGAGGGCCAGCGUCAACGUCGCUGGCGGGCUGCUUCAGCUGCUCCCAUCUCACGGCACACAUGGACAUCCAGGAGUUUGCGGCAGACAUGGGCACGGGCUGCGCGUACUCUGACCGUGUCCACGAGGUCUUGGCCCAUCUAUCAGAUCUGGGACUGAUAGAUCAAGUGCAGGUGCUGCAGAGCAUCGCUGGUACCCGGCGCCUUUACUUCAACCUCCGUCCAAGAGAGGCACCGACGCUGGAGGACCUGCGAACGCUCCAAGCUGAUCUCGUUGAGUUCUUCGAAGCUCGCUCAGGUUCUUCCCCUCUGCCCUUGCCUCUUCCUGGCCCAGUCAUUGAGUCUGCCGUUUAUCAUCUUGCAUCGGGGCCCAUCGCACGUGGCAAGUCCACCCUCCGCUGCCACCUGGAUAUCACGGAUGAGAGCGGUUGGCUCCAUCAGCAAGGAGGACACCGCUGCACAUCAGAAUUCCUGUGCAUCCUGAAGAAGAUUGCGUCGCACUUCCGCUUGACGAGUUUGGAGUUUCCAUGCGUGCAAAUGUGGCAGCUGAAGACACGAGAAUAUACCAUGGACUUCCAGGUGCUGGCCCCCUGUUCUACGGAAUCGCGUACAAUUCAGCAACUCCUAUGGGCUCUUCAUCAGAGAGGCCUUCACGAAUGGACUGCUGUCGAUGUGAACGAUGCCAUCUUCAGGGGCGUGACCGUGAAGCGACCAGCUCGAGUUUGCGCGCACACCCCUACUGCCGUUAUGGGCGAGUGCCACUCGUGGCAACUUCUUUCCAGCGAGGGCCAUCAAGGCUUCAUGGACUUCAUGAUUUGGGCGGAGCUCGAGGUGGUUGAUCGACUCGGGGCCAUAAAGCGUAACGGCGCCACCCACUUGGCGACCUUGCUGGCGGACUGCCUGCACGUUGUCACUGGCAUCGAGCCCGCCCGCCUAAGUAUCCUGAACGUUGCAUCAAUGCCGAGGAGCGAGCUGCAGCGACAGCCUGGGGCUGCAAGGAUGCAGGCGGCAGCGGCGUUGGUGUACAGUGUGAAGCUUGAGAUCGACUUCCCCAGCUGCGUAGCUCAUGAAGAAGACCUCCAGUCCAUCAUGGAAGGCGUGCACAGUCUUCAUAGCAGUGCAGUGCUGCGCCGGUGGGGACAACUGCCGUUUUUCAAGCAGUACUUCAUCAAUGGUUUCGUUUCACGCGAAAUCCAGACGUGCGAUCACCAUAGCGGCAAGACGGAGCAGAAGCCGGUGGGCGAUGCUUGGAAAGCCCAGCCAAAGGUUGCGGCGCACCUCGACCUGCGCUGCAAGGUCGGCAGCUUCCACUGCCGUGGCCACGGCUGGCCGAUGCAAUUAGCAGAGAUGCUGUCGGAAGCCUUGCACCAGGCAUGUAGCAUAGCGAAGGAUGACAUCGUGAUAACAUGUGUCCAGCUUCGGGCAGCAAGUCAGCAGCGAAGCGGACUGGUCUCGGGCUUCUUAGAAGCCAUGGAGAAACUGGAGCUCGAAGCAAAGGUUGCAUCUGAUUCUUCUGAUGAUGAGAAAGGAGACGGCUGCAGAAGAGGACUGUCGGACAUCUUGUCUGAGACUCCUCUGGCUUCGUACACCGUGGAGAUGGAGGUCAUCUUGCAUGAUGCCCGCGACGCAAUCCAAGAGCUCAAGCGUGUGUCUACGUCACUUCGAAAGUUCCACAGCCAGGCGGUGAGGCGCAAGUUUGCCACGCUGCCGUUUUUUCGGGAGUUUGACUUCGACAUCGGAAUCCAGCUCUUCAGAUCCAGCAGCUGCCAUUUAGGCUCCAGCAACAGGCCGCUGGAAGAGCACAUGCGACCAUGCAGGAGGAUCAGCGUAAGCCCGUUGAUUCCUCAAUAUUCACCGGUGGUUCUGGCUGGUCCCUCUGUUCAGAGCCAAGUGGACAUCUUGGACGACUUCAUAGUCUUCGAUGGGUACACCAACAUUAUUCAGCGUGGAAGAGCUCCGCCGGAGUACGGCCCACCCGUGGCAGAGCAGCAGAUUCGAACUUGGUUUCUGGAAGCCUUGAACUUCCACCUGAAAGAAGAGAACCUGGAGGUGUCCAGCGUCCCCGACCCCAGUGGAACCGCCCUGGCUAUUCGGCCGCCGGACAGGGAACCUCUCCAUUUCGACGGACUCUGGCUUCGUGUGACUGGUGUACGGCACCGAUCUGCGCAGACCGAGAAGCUUCAACAGCGGACGCUGAAGCCUUCCGAGGCAGGGGCGGAGGCCGCCAGAGUCGCUUCGGGAUUCCUGGCCUAUGCCAUUGACUUUGAGGUCAGGCGCCUGUGCCCUGGCCUGGGCGACAGCUCUUUUGUGCCGAACGGGCGAUAUGUGGCACUUGCCGACCAAGUCAGGGCUGUGCUCCACGGCUGCCUGCUUCAUCUGCACCGCAUGCCAACCUUGAAGAAGAAAUUGAAGUUCUACCGUCACUUCGAAUUUGACCACGGCAUCCAGCUCGAUUUAAUACGGCACCAGGAGUCAAGAAGCAUUGGAGAACAGACCCACUGUGCGCCAUGUGAGGCUGUCCGCAGCACCGAUGCAACAAAGUUCAGCUCAACACCGAGGACCUUUACGGUCGGCGUGCGCUUCCACUCGGCUGGCUGUACCUCACCACCUGCAAAGCCUACGACCUCUGAGGUGAAGAUCAGCAUGGCUGCCCUUCUUGGACUUGAGCCCUGCCAGAUGGAAAUCGCAAGUGUUGAGAUGAAGGCCACCUGGUGCGAGGUAGAGCUCCAGAUCCGGACACUGAUGCACGCACCAGCUGUUGCAGAGAUAGAGGCCUUGGGCGCCAAGCUUGCAUCUUUGCAUCAGAACGGCGUGUGCAGCACCUCGUGUCAACACCUUGGAAGCUGGAAGCCCGUAGCGGUAGUUGCACCGGCACUCGACGAGGACGCCCAGCCAGAGCUGGCAGUCGCAAUUCAGCUCCAGCUGUUGCCUCCAUCAAAUUCAGUAGCGCCACUGGGUGAACGGGAGCAGCAACAGCUGAAGGCGGAGCUGGAGCAGAAGACGGGCUUCUCGGGGCAGUUACACAUGACAAGCUUGAGGCAGUCAUCCAACAGUGCUAUCCUGGACUUUGCGAUCAUAGGUCUGCGAAAAGAGCGGGCUUCCCUGCUCAAGGCCUUCUGGGAUGCCGCCCUUGACCACAGCACUUCAGUGAAUGAGCGUUGGUCCGGACGGGUGGUUGAUGUAAAGAUGGUCGAAGCAGCGCAGCUGCGGAGCUCUUGCCCGACAGGAUCCCUGCGAAGCUUUGCUUCGGAGACGUCUGCGAUAAGCGCAACGCUGGGCUUGCGGGAAGCGAUGAAGGACUACAUCCACCUGUGCCGAACCGGUGGCGCAGGUAGCCUGGAACGACAGGUCGGCUUGCUCAAGCACAUUCUGGAAAUCCUGAACAAGAUCGAAACACCAGCGGGAGUUGCAAGUCCUUGUGUUGUGCAACACAAGCAUCACCUGGCGAAGCACGGUGUGGCAGCAUCUCUCCUUCAGUCCUUCAGCUCCGUCCUUCUGGAGGUGGUUGAGCGUCACGGCACUCUGGGCAACCAGGAAGAGGAGGGGAUCAAACGGUACUUCCUCAGCCAGGACUGGCGCCCCGAGGGAAUGCGCUACGCUUUGCGGGCUCUGACAUGGGUGCUGGCAUAUGACACGAGCAAGGCAGACAUAGGCUGCGCACAUGUCCGACCCGGCUCUCGCAGCAUCUUGCAGGCUGCGCUGUUGGACCGAGCCGCUGGCCUUGCAGAGGUCAUCAGAAUCUACCAAAGGUUUCUUGCGAGCCUGCAGGAGGAGGACCUCUUGUGUGGAAUCUAUCGGCCUUGCAGUGUGUUGCAAAAUCUGUUGCUGGCAUUGCAGGGAAUACAAUCGAAGCCAUGCGCUGCCACGCUGCAUGCCUGGCUCGCAGGCACCGACUUCCUGGAGCGGCUCGGACGCAUGCUGGAAGGUGGCAGGUACCGCAUGGCGUACGGGCAUGCAGUGGCCCUCGUCUUCCAGGUGGCUACGCAGAUGACAUGCAAGGCAUAUAUUGCAAGGAUGGACUUGGAGCCAAAACACUCUGCAAUUAUCUGCGAAAAUGUAAGCAAGCUCAUGAAGGUCAUGCAGACGUGGUCCAAUAUCAAUCGGCCGAAUCCGAGCGGCACCUGGAGCAAAUCCUUGCAGGAAGCCAUGGACACCAGCCUUCCUGAGUUCGUGGAUCUUUUAGAGCAGCUCCUGCCAGCAGCACAUGCGCCAAGCCCCGUUGAGAAGCUGAAGGAGUGGACGCGGACUGAAUUGGACAACAUAAACGUCAUCCUUGGCUUGAGGAGUUCACCUCCACCGCGGCCCAUGCCGUCCUUCUGCAAGUGUGAGGUCUAA